AUGCCGGAACCCCUCAGCAUUGUCACCGGCGUCACCGGCCUGCUUAAAGUAACCUGGACAGUGGGUGUGGAACUCAAAGCCUUCCGCGAUGGAGUCAAAGUCGUCAACACCAAACUCGAUGGCUUGAUCCAAGACGUCGAGGGCCUCGAAACCGUCCUCAAAUCCAUGCGAGAAACCUUCGCGAACAUCACGGCAGUCUACGGGACGGGUCACAUCGGUUCGCACUGGCAAAACAUCGCUCAGGCACUCAUACGAGGCAUCGCGCUCGUUGAACAACUGCGAGAUGAAUUUAAGAAAAUUGACAAGCGGACCGCUUUCCUCGAUGCACCUCGAAAACAGUUCCGGGUCAACAUGGCGACAGACACGAUCGCGGCGCUGAGGGUGUCAAUACAAUCUUAUCGUGACUCGCUACAGUUGUCGUUGCAAACGAUGAUUGUAUGGAACCAGGCUUCGCAGCUCGAAGCCACCGGCCAAGUCCUUCCACGACUCAAUGAGCUGGAGGAUGAGAUCCAUCGCAUUGCGCCGGAGAUCAUUGCCAUCAUUCAGGCGGCGCAGGGGACGGCGAUGUCUGAGCAAGAUAAGCGGCGUGAGGAGGCGAUGAGCAGCGCACUCGAAUGUGUACGGUCUGCUGCGUCUAUUGUCUCUUCUGCUUCGACUGUUAGUACAUUGGAGAAUGAUGAUGAUGAUGCUACUGCUGGAGUAGAGCAGGAUGUUAGGUCCGACUUUGGUGGGUACUAUGCUCAAGCGGAGAUGAUGAAUCGGUGGGAGGUAGCUUCGGAUAGACAUGCAUUCGACGAUCGGGCAACUUGGAGACGACCGGAGUCGAUUGCUGAUGUCCUCACACUUCAUGGAGACAGUGCAGGGGAGUCUGAUUCGGAUGAUGACCUUGAUGGUGAGAUGGCUAUGCUCAGUUUCCGGGCUGCGCAAGAGUUACUCGCUGCUGGCGACCGCGAUGCUGGGGAACGAAAGUUACAAGAGUGUUUGUCACGGCUUGCUCUUUCUCCUCGCUCUCCUCGUCACGGAGCUGCUGCCCGGAAUGUAGAUGGACAGGCUCUGGAGCUUCAGAUCCUGACGAUGCUGUACGAUGUAUACUUCGAGAGCAGCCGAUGGCAGGAUGCUCAGACAACCCUCAUGAGGAAGAUGCACCUACAGGAACGAUUACCACCCCAAAGCCAACUGAUGUCUCUCUCUGUGGAUACACUGAAGUUGGCGGAACUCCUGCAUAAGCAGACAAAGUACUCUGAAGCGGUUUUACAGGCUCGAAGAGCAUUGAAGGGGUUCAGAAAGCAAAAGGACGUUGCCCACUCGGUGUUGUGUUUGGAUCUGCUCGUUGUGGUUUGCGAGUCUGAGGGUAAGAACGAUGAUGCGGGAGCCUACAUGGAUCUGAGGGCGCAUAUACUUACGAGUAGUGUGCAAGAUGCCACGCUACAGUCUCCAGAAGAGAAAAUCAAGGCGGGUGGGGUCGAGAAUACCGCAGCAGCUACCACAGAAGUGACAGAAGCCUCGUCGGUGGAUGCGAGCGUAGGUGCUGAAGAUUCAGGAAUGAAUGACCCAAAGAACAGUGGUCUAUCCGUCCAGCAAUCCUCGAUGCUUACGAUUCACUCCCUUAAUCUUGCUCGUGAUCCACCUACACUCGACUACCCCACUGGCUUGGACGUCCCUGUCGAAACUCAGACAACGGCUCAUCAGGCAGCAUUAGAAGACAACGGCAUCAUAAACGAUAGGGCAGAAACAGACCAGAUGCAGCCCGGAUCUGACAGAGCAGGAAGCCUACAACCAAGGCAGCUGUGGGUACGUGAGCCAGGAUUUAUGUCCCGUCGUCGGCACGGCUGGGUGCCACCGCUGGCUUCGAAGGAGAGACCACAAGGCCCGAAGCAGUACAGAUCGCAAAGCAGCGAGGAUCUGAGUACUAUAAGGAAUGAGGACAAGAGCUAUCGGGAGGACAGCGACGCUCUACAUGCUAGUGACGAUGGAGCUGGGUCCGCAAAGCACGAAACAGGUGGAACCCUUCCUAUCAAAUCAGGCGACUCAUCCAAAGCCAUCUCCUCAAGCACCGGUUCAUCUUGUCCAGGAAAGAUACGCAAAGACAAUCAGCAGAGCGUUGUAAAGGAUGGCGACAGAGAUGAGCAGAGCAUUGGAGAGUAUAGCGACAGUCAUGAACAGUUCGGUCAAUUAUGUCUAAAGCUGGAAAGUGUGUGCGACCUCGUGAGCAAAUCGCUGCCUUCUUGCCGGACCGAGUCCGCGGCCCAGAAGCAGAACGCAGCUAAAGCUGGCCUCUCGCGGGUCGCUCAGGCCUGGGAUGAUGUAUUGGAGAAGUGCGAUAUUGUCAUCGCCGCAAAUACUCGAUUGUAUGAUCGAUUGAGCGUGAUCAAGUCGAUGAUUCCAGCCGUUCGCAACCAAAUGGACUUCUGGCAGCUUUGCCACGUCUUGGUAGCGUCUUGGACUGAUUUGGCAAGUGAGAUUAUGGACAUAUCUCCACAGCGCUAUGAGAUCACAACCAUACGGAACUUUAUGCGUCCGGUGCAGAAAGCGAUGAAGGAGGUCAGUGAGGUCAUCUCGACGUCCCCCGUCUACUUAGAGGCGAUGCGACAAGCGGAAGGUACUACUCCAAAUGUAUCAGGUCCUGCUGCAAAUGUGCCCGAUCUCGUGCCAAGGUCAGCUGUGUCUAAAAGUGCGAGCGUAGACCUCACUCCACAUUAUAAGCGCAAAGUCGUUGUGGUAGGGGACAGUGCGGUUGGGAAGACUGCGCUCCUGAUGCGACUAAUCAACGACACCUAUACCGAUGCAAGUGGAGUCACCAACUGCUUUUGGGCUUAA
Molecule: messenger RNA, 2817 nt
Organism: Recurvomyces mirabilis
Lineage: Eukaryota; Fungi; Ascomycota; Dothideomycetes; Mycosphaerellales; Teratosphaeriaceae
Product: RAM signaling network component
Exons: 2
Coding region: 1-2817 (938 amino acids)
Molecular function (GO): GTP binding; GTPase activity
Source: RefSeq, a predicted model, not a curated record